Molecule: messenger RNA, 1311 nt
Organism: Mustela erminea (ermine)
Lineage: Eukaryota; Metazoa; Chordata; Mammalia; Carnivora; Mustelidae
Product: spidroin-2-like
Exons: 1
Coding region: 1-1311 (436 amino acids)
Source: RefSeq, a predicted model, not a curated record
AUGCCAAGAGACCCAACGGAGUCUCCUUGCGCCGAAGGAUGGGAUGAGAAAGAGGAGAAGGAUACGGCUCAGUCGUCCCCGGGUCAGACGUCCCCGGGUCAGUCGUCCCCGGGUCAGACGUCCCCGGGUCAGACGUCCCCGGCUCAGACGUCCCCGGCUCAGACGUCCCCGGCUCAGACGUCCCCGGGUCAGUCGUCCCCGGGUCAGACGUCCCCGGGUCAGACGUCCCCGGCUCAGACGUCCCCGGCUCAGACGUCCCCGGGUCAGUCGUCCCCGGCUCAGACGUCCCCGGCUCAGACGUCCCCGGCUCAGACGUCCCCGGCUCAGACGUCCCCGGCUCAGACGUCCCCGGGUCAGUCGUCCCCGGGUCAGUCGUCCCCGGGUCAGACGUCCCCGGGUCAGUCGUCCCCGGGUCAGACGUCCCCGGGUCAGACGUCCCCGGGUCAGUCGUCCCCGGGUCAGACGUCCCCGGCUCGGACGUCCCCGGCUCGGACGUCCCCGGCUCGGACGUCCCCGGGUCGGACGUCCCCGGGUCGGACGUCCCCGGGUCGGACGUCCCCGGCUCGGUCGUCCCCGGCUCGGACGUCCCCGGCUCAGACGUCCCCGGGUCAGUCGUCCCCGGGUCAGUCGUCCCCGGGUCAGACGUCCCCGGGUCAGACGUCCCCGGCUCAGACGUCCCCGGCUCAGACGUCCCCGGGUCAGACGUCCCCGGGUCAGACGUCCCCGGGUCAGACGUCCCCGGCUCAGACGUCCCCGGGUCAGACGUCCCCGGCUCAGACGUCCCCGGCUCAGACGUCCCCGGCUCAGACGUCCCCGGGUCAGACGUCCCCGGCUCAGACGUCCCCGGCUCAGACGUCCCCGGGUCAGUCGUCCCCGGGUCAGUCGUCCCCGGGUCUGUCGUCCCCGGGUCAGACGUCCCCGGCUCAGACGUCCCCGGGUCAGACGUCCCCGGGUCAGACGUCCCCGGCUCAGACGUCCCCGGCUCAGACGUCCCCGGGUCAGUCGUCCCCGGCUCAGACGUCCCCGGGUCAGACGUCCCCGGGUCAGACGUCCCCGGCUCAGACGUCCCCGGGUCAGACGUCCCCGGGUCAGACGUCCCCGGGUCAGACGUCCCCGGCUCAGACGUCCCCGGGUCAGACGUCCCCGGGUCAGUCGUCCCCGGGUCAGACGUCCCCGGGUCAGACGUCCCCGGGUCAGACGUCCCCUAGAUCUGGGGACAAACAUAAACGCACGGACGCCGCCAGACCGCUGGGGAGCGAAGGAAGAGAAACUCUCCCCGGUGGACCCGUGCCACUGGGGACCGCGGCAUAG